AUGCCUGAGGAGAAGGUCCCCUAUGUGAACAGCCCUGGUGAAAAAUUCCGAAUCAAGCAGCUCCUGUACCAGCUGCCGCCGCACGAUAAUGAGGUGCGUUACUGUCAGUCUCUCAGCGAAGAGGAGAAGAAAGAACUGCAGAUGUUCAGUGUCCAAAGGAAGAACGAAGCACUGGGACGAGCGACGGUCAAAAUGCUGCCUCGCAAUCUCCUCAACAGUGUCUGUGAGCAUUGUGGGGAAGGAAUCUGCGGUGGAGAAAUGACGUUGUCUGCAUCUCGAAUGGGCCCAGGAGUGUUGUGGCACCCAGCAUGCUUUGCCUGUUCCACCUGCAGUGAACUACUUGUGGAUUUAAUCUACUUCUCCCACGAGGGAAAGAUCCACUGCGGCCGGCACCACGCAGAGCUCCUGAAGCCCCGCUGCUCAGCCUGCGAUGAGAUCAUCUUUGCGGACGAAUGCACGGAGGCAGAGGGCCGUCACUGGCACAUGAAGCACUUCUCGUGUUUUGAAUGCGAGACGGUUUUGGGAGGUCAGCGAUACAUCAUGAAGGACGGCAGACCAUACUGUUGUGGAUGUUUCGAGUCGCUCUACGCAGAGUAUUGUGAGGCCUGUGGAGAACAUAUCGGAGUGGACCAUGCUCAGAUGACCUAUGACGGGCUUCACUGGCACGCCACUGAAGGCUGCUUUAGCUGUGCCCAGUGUAAGAACUCUCUGCUGGGUUGCCCCUUCCUGCCUCACCAGGGCAGAAUCUACUGCUCCAAGGCUUGCAGUUUGGGUGAAGAUGUUCUGGCCUCAGAUUCCUCGGACUCUGCCUUCCAAUCGGCCCGCUCCCGAGAGUCCAGGAGAAGCGUGCGCAUGGGCAAGAGUAGUAAGUCAGCUGAUCAGUGCCGCCAGUCUCUCCUCUUCUCCCCUUCAGCCAAUUACAAGUUCCCUGGGUUUAGCAGCAAUGCCGAGGACACUUUAACUAAUAAGCUAUCCCACAUGAACUUGUCUGAUGAGCAUUUCUGGAGGGAUCGUGGAGAGGAAGCAGAGGCCCCUGAAGAUCAAGAAGAGUGGGCAGAACAUGAAGACUACAUGACACAGCUACUACUGAAGUUUGGACAACAUGGGCUGCAACAAGCCAAUGACUCUAAACCUACUAAUUUCUGGACAGCAGAGACUGAGGCUCAAUUGGAGCAGGACUGUGUCAAGGUUGAUCAGGGCAGUGGGGUACGGCUGAGAGGAAGUCUGGCCAGUAAGAAGUAUCAGGUGGACAGGUACUGGGCCCAGUCUCAGGACGGCCUGGGGGAUUCAGCCUAUGGCAGCCACCCUGGUCCUGCUAGUAGUCGAAAGAUACAGGAACUUGAGUUGGACCAUGGAGCUGGAGAGACUAGCCAGUGGUACUCUGACUCUUUGGAAUGCAUCUCUAAUGAGUUCAAAAAGAUAGAACCAAAUGUCCGAGACUCCAUGGACUCCCUGGCUCUGUCAAAUAUUACAGGUGCCUCUGUGGAUGGUGACUGCAAAGACAGAGGACUGGCUUUUUCUUUACAAGGAUUUCCUGAGCUCCAGACGGACGACUGUGAACAGAGCAGUAAUAUGGGGACACUAAACUCCUCUAUGUUGCACAGAAGUGCAACCUCGCUGAAAAGCCUUGUGUCUGAACAGGAAGCCCCAGUCUCCCCAAAAGUACAGGAAGUGCCAUUACCUGAUAGCAGGCCCAAAACCAACAUCCCUGCUCUGAGGAGGGCUCGCCCACAGGCCAGACCUCAGCAGGUCAAGUUCUCAGAUGAUGUGGUGGACAACAGUCAGUACGAGCUUCCCCUACGCCAGCCCCCUAUGAGUGAACGGACUCGCCGCAGAGUUUUUCACUUUGAGGAAGCAGGACAGGACCCUGGCACAGGACACCAUCACCACAGGCGACGUCGCAGUCGCAAGUCCCGCUCUGAUAAUGCUCUAAACCUUCUGCCGAAAGAGAGGGCUUCAAAAAGCUUCAGCAGAGAUCCCAGAGGGAACGCUCUGGGAUCACAUGGACACCCCAACACUAUGUCCCAGUACGGGUUACAGGGGCAACUCUCAGGCCGCUUCACUGGACUUUACGGCGGUGACGAGGAUGACUGGUGCUCUACCUGCUCUUCGUCCUCUUCAGACUCUGAGGAGGAGGGCUUCUUCCUGGGACAGCCCAUCCCCCAGCCGCUGCCCCAUAGACAUUACUACAUGGAGGAUCUGCCCUGCUCUGUGGCGGGUAUGAGCUCUCCCUCUUACAGCCAAAGGACUAAGUCUAAAAAGAAGAAGGGACACAAGGGAAAGAACUGCAUCAUUUCAUAA
Messenger RNA from Knipowitschia caucasica, 2301 nucleotides. The record is from the annotation of a GenBank genome assembly. Lineage: Eukaryota; Metazoa; Chordata; Actinopteri; Gobiiformes; Gobiidae.